UAAAAACAAGAUGGCGUCUUCAUAUAUACCGUUUAAACCAGAGGAGAAAUUCAAAGAUAUUCUAACAUGUUCUAUAUGCUUGGAACAGUAUACAGACCCUAAAGUGUUGCCAUGUUUGCACACUUUCUGCCUUGGCUGUACAGGACACUUGGGCAACACAGAAUCAGACUGGAAACAAGCUGCCUUGCCCAGUUUGUAAGGAAGAGAUGAUCAUUCCAGAUGGUGGCUUGAAAGCAAUUAAGCCAAAUUUUCUGCUUAAUUCACUGCAAGAUGUCUUGAAAAGCAUCUCAGAAGGAACAAAUGGACAUUUUUGUGAUAUCUGUCAUCAAGAUGGUUUAAACAAGAAAGCUGAUAUGAAGUGCCUAGAAUGUACAGAUAAAUUAUGUGGAGGCUGUGCGAAAGUCCAUUUAAGGCUUAAAUCAUCCAAGGACCACAAAGUCAUAGAGCUAACUGGAGAUAUCAGUGAAGACACCGACAAUGCAAUGCAAGUUCUCACUGAGCGAAGUAUAUAUUGCGAGAAGCACCCUCGUGAUGCUCUGAAGUACUUCUGUAAGGAUGAUGGCUGUGUUAUCUGCCCAACAUGUUACGUGACUGCUCAUUCUGGACAUUCAUGCUCUGAUAUUUUUGAUGAGGUGAAAAUAGACAGGAAAAGGCUCUGUCAACUUUUGGAUAUUGUUGAGUUACAAUGUGCCACUUAUCAGGCUAAUGUAGAACAAACUCAACAGCAGAAAAUUACGAGAAAUGACGAACUAAAACUCAAAAUCAACCAAGAUUGUGCCAAACUUCAUGAACAUAUUGAUGCGUACUAUAACCAACAACUUGAAAUUAUUGAAAAAAAGAAACAUGGUCUUAGUGAUCUAUUUAAAAAGUUGCAGAAAGAUGGACAGGAACUCGAGCAGUCAAAACACUUCAUCCAGAGUUUAUUGUCUCAUGGGCACGCAACAGAGAUUUUGAGCAUGAGAAAUGAACUGAACCAAAAGUACGAAACUGUGAUGAAAGAUGAUUAUAAUAGGUCCCAUGAAAUUCAGGUCCCUUCAAUUGAAUAUGAAUUCCAACAAAGCUCUUUGGUGUCGAGAGCAAGCUCAGAUGUACAAACGCUAACAUUAGGAAAGCUAUGUACUCCAGAGAAGUUGAGCACUGGAGUUUCACCAAAGAAGCUAGACAGUGGAACCCAUUCAAAGAAGUUGGACACAGAAGCCCAUCCAAAGAAUUUAAACAAUGGAGAUACAAAAGCAACAGUAACUGCAGCGACUGAUUUAUGUGAAGUGAAAGAGCCAAACAUUGUACAUACAUAUUGUGUUCCCAGAAAGAAUCCGGGAAAUGGGACAUAUCAUAUUCCUUCUAUUGCUGUGAGAACCAAUGGACAAAUAUGUGCAGUGAUGGAUUAUAACAACAUAUGCAUACAUGAUGCUUCAUUAACAAAGCAGAAUUGCAUAAUCAGAAUGCAAAAAAGACAAGGUUAUGAUGCUAAAUUCAAAUGUGCAACUCCUUUGAAUAAUAAUUACUUAGCCUGCCUUGAAAAGGAGUCCACGAUAUAUCUCUUUAAUGCAAGCAAUGGAUAUGCUAAGCAGUAUAAUAUUACUGAAAAAAUUCGAAGUAUUGCCACAUUUGAAAAUGGUAACAUUGCAGUCAUGGAUAAUUCCAAGAUAUACAAGGUUGAUCAUUUCACAGGAUCAGUCAAACAAUACAUUGACAUUUCUUCCAUGACAGACCCUGUUAGUCUGGCUGUCAAUACAACAGAUAUUGUGGUUAUAGCUGACAAAGGUAAUCACUGUGUCAAAGGCUUUCAAUUCUCAUCUGGAAAAAAGGUCCUGACAUAUGGCUCAUAUGGGUCUCGAAAAGGGCAAUUGAAUGCCCCACGAGGUGUGUGUAUCGAUCGUAAAAACAAUAUUAUCAUAGCUGACUCUGGAAACAGGAGACUACACCAUAUAGAUGGUUGGGGUACACUGUUAAAUUGUUUUCAGUUCAAUGAAGACAAACCUGUGUCUGUAGCAAUCUAUAAGGAAGGACACAUCUUGUGUGGCACAGACAGUGGAAAGAUACAUGUUAUAAAGUACAUGUAAAGUACAUCUCAAUUUUUGACUUCUCAGUUUGGGAAUAUCAAGAGAAGUUAGAAGAGAUAGGGAUUGUAAAAAGCUAAUAAUUAGAGUGUAAAAUCUUUUGAAAAAUCAUGCCAUUAUUAUGACCCCUAUAAUCAAUUUUUUUUUUCUGAAGAAAGAUUCAGACGUCAAAUCAUAGAAGUUAUUGAACAUUUAAUUCAUUAGAACUGAAAUAGGGGACAUUCCCCUUU
Owenia fusiformis is the source of this 2290-nucleotide messenger RNA. Lineage: Eukaryota; Metazoa; Annelida; Polychaeta; Sabellida; Oweniidae. The record is from the annotation of a GenBank genome assembly.